CAUUGAAUAUUGACGCACAGCCUCUGGCGAAAUAGUAAAGAGAAAAGCCUCGGCUUUGUUUGCGCGUAUCAUAUAAAGUAGCGCGACAAACAAAGAACAUGAGCGAAACGUCUGCAAAUUAACCAUUUUGCAUGAGAUAGCUUGGUCGACAAAUAUUUGUAUUCAACACGUUGUUGUUCUCCAGGUGCGUCGUCGCAAUAUUCUACCAAGUUGGACAACGGAGAGAAUUUACCGCAGUUUAUCGUAGACUUUUUUCAGGCAUUUAAAGAGGUAUCUCAGCGUUUUCUGGUAUGACUUUGGAAACUCUUAUAUGUACUUCGUAGGUCCAUAUUACGAUUUGCUAGGUCUUUUCGCAACUCAAGUCGGACAAGCCGUUAGUCAUUUCACGAUUUCCUUUCUAUGUCAAAUCUGACCGAGGAAACCAAUCCUGAACCAAAAAAGAUGGCGGACAAGUGCAGUGCACAUUUCUCACUAGUUAAUCUUUCUGAAAAGUUUGUUCGUUGUGCUACAACAGAAAAUAAGGUAGAAGUUGACAUGGAUGCUUGUCUCGAAGCUUGGCAUGAGUUGAUUCGCUUUUUAAAUGCAAUGGGAAAAGCAUUUUCAUUCGUAUCAUCUGAUGUUGUAUCGAAAGUUGAAAUACUUGAAGAUUUUCGAAAGUCUGAAGCAAAAGAAAAUUAUGAAACUGUAGAAAAGAUGAUGGCGUAUGAGAAGAAAGAAAACCUUAUUAAUUACGAGGAAGCACCUUCAAGUAAGGUGAAAGCAUCUGGAAGCCGCACAUUGCUCAGAUUACACAGAGCAUUGAAAUUUUUACUCCUAUUUUUGGAAAAACUGGCAAAAAAUGAAGAAGAUGGAAAAGUGUCAUUGAUGGGAUACAAAGCAUACCAUGCUUCACCAAUGGCAAAGUACCAUCCAUGGAUUGUGAGAAAAGCUGUGGGUAUUGCAGUUUAUAUGUUGCCAGAUCGUGAAAAAUUUAUCAAGCAAUUAUGUCAGGAUUUAACAGAAGAAGAACUUGUGAAAACUACACUAACUACAUCAGAGAGUAUGGAUGCAGUAUAUGAAUAUACACAAGCACUAUAUAGUAAAUACGAAUUAUCAGAGAUACCCUGAUGAAAAAGAACGGAACUCCUCAACUUCAAUUGCUUAUAUACCAAUUACAGGAGUAGAGUUCAAGCUCGGAAAGAAAAUUAAAUAUUAUCCUGCUUUAAUUUACUAUUGGAUUCCAUACAUAAAUUUCACUGCUGAUUUUUUAACUAUCCCACACACAGUAUCAUAAUAGUGUCUUCUGGAAAAAAUCUUAAUCUGCUUUAUACAGCUGCUUAACAAGCCUCACAGCCUCUUCAAACCCACAAAAUUAGAAUGUAAGAUUGCUUAUAAACAUAUUCCGAUAACCAGAUAUAGGUAAUACGAAAAUAGCUAAUGCUAGAACUGAUGAAUGGUUUUGGCGGUUCAUUGAUGUUUUUAUUAUACAAUAGGUAUUUAGAUGUGAUCAACCUAUUGAUGGUACAAUCUUAAGUACUUAGGCAAACUGCACAACCCAUUGCAGAAUAUCAGAUUGCACUUAAACUAUUUCAGAUAGAUUUUCCUAAAUAUUCUGGUGAUAUGAAUAGUCUUGGCACGCUAUAUUUAACUCUGCAAGAUUUAAAUACGUGUGAGCAUCGUUUGCAUGAAGUAACAUGUUCGUGAAAUCGAUGUGGACAGAUCUGAUAAAACGAAGCUCAAAGAAGAUUAUUAAGAUUAUUCAUUUUGUGCAUUGCUCUGGUCAUGAAUGUGUAUUGUAACUUUAUGUUGAAACUCACUUUGUGAAAGUACACCCACACAUAUGGAAAUGUUCUAUUUUAAUGGAAAUGUGUCAAUGUUGUGCAAUAUUAUGCAUUUUGUGUUAAACAUUUCUUUAUUGUGUUACUGCUUUGUAACAAGUAUUUGUUUACUAUGUUCAUAUAAUCCAUUGAUAUUUAUUCUUAUCCAUUUUUUAGUCUUGGUAACAGUAUUUUGGAAAGCGACUUGUGUUUCCUCUGCUUGGGGGGCAGGCCUUAGUCAGAGCACAUGUGUGAAUUGCGUAAAUUGGCCGGAUAUUGAAAAUCUACAGAAUUUAUUAUUUUGCCAAAAUACAUAUGUGGCUGAAAUAUGU
Styela clava is the source of this 2128-nucleotide messenger RNA. Its product is annotated as ceramide-1-phosphate transfer protein-like. Lineage: Eukaryota; Metazoa; Chordata; Ascidiacea; Stolidobranchia; Styelidae. Gene Ontology annotation, cellular component: cytoplasm; membrane; cytosol. The record is from RefSeq and is a predicted model, not a curated record. Gene Ontology annotation, biological process: ceramide transport; intermembrane lipid transfer. Gene Ontology annotation, molecular function: ceramide 1-phosphate binding; ceramide 1-phosphate transfer activity.